This is a messenger RNA of Corythoichthys intestinalis (scribbled pipefish), 4730 nucleotides long. RefSeq lists its product as uncharacterized. Gene Ontology annotation, biological process: DNA integration. Gene Ontology annotation, molecular function: zinc ion binding; nucleic acid binding. The transcript is spliced from 2 exons. The coding region runs from base 441 to 4730 and encodes 1429 amino acids. The record is from RefSeq and is a predicted model, not a curated record. NCBI's taxonomy places the organism in Eukaryota, Metazoa, Chordata, Actinopteri, Syngnathiformes, Syngnathidae.
AGUGUUACAGGACUGUUAUUUAGGUGAUAUUCUUUGAACAUGUACACUUUGGUGAAAGUUUGUUUGAAUGCUUAUGGGAUUUGAUUUUUUCUUCUAAUUAGAGGUUACGACCACAGCUGUUCAUGGUCUGGCAUCUGGUGGUCGUUAGUGGUCUGUCCUUAUUUAAGCAGCCCUGUGAUGGGUCUGCAGGUCAGUUUUGGUUGAAGCAUUUUUUAUGUUGGCCUCCUUUAUGUUGGGCCCAAAAUAUUUUGUUAUAUUGGAUUUUUUGUGACGUUAUUAAAUUGAAUGUUAACCUGAGUUGAAACACCAGUGUCCUCGUGUUUAUGUUGGUCCACUACAUUUGGUGGCAGUGGUGGGAUCCUCUAGUUGGACACUGGUGUAUUUUUUGCUCCGUUUCCCUUUUUUGAAAUUUUUUUCUUUUGUACCAUUCAUCCUCAACUAUGCCCGUUAGAGGAAGAGGACGCAUGUGCCGUGCCAGCCCAGAACCGGGCUCAUCUGGAAGGGGAGGAUAUGGCCCUGAAGAGGAGGGGGCUGUUGGUGGACUGCCGGUCAUGGAAGAGGAGGCAAGUGAACCAACAUUAGCCGACCUCUCUAACCUUCUCAAAGCCCAUAUAGGCCAGCAGAAAGCCAUGGAGGCUUAUUGGGACAAGGAGGCGGUUAGACAGGCCAAUAACUUCAGAGAACUACAAGAGCAGUUCACUCUACUCAAAAUGGAGGUUCAGACUCAAGCCACGCCCCGAAUACGGCAGUCAUCAUCAUCAGAGCCUGAAGUGGCCACACCUGUGCAGAGGUUAUCUGGCAACUAUUCUCAGGCUUCCUCCCCAAUGCCUCAGCUACCUAAACUGCAAAAGCUGAGUGAGGAAGACGAUAUUGAACACUUCCUUAUUACAUUUGAACGAAUUGCGGCUGCCUGUAGAUGGCCAAAAGUAGACUGGGCUUUCCAUCUAAUACCAUUGCUAACUGGCAAGGCCAGAAGCGCUUUUGUUCACAUGGAUGUUGAUGUGUCAAUGAAUUAUGACCAAGUCAAGUCGGCUAUCUUGCAGAAAUAUGAGAUCAACAGCGAAACCUACAGGCAGAGGUUCCGCUCACUUCAGGUGGACCCCGAGGAAACUCCCAAAGAACUUUACAUCAGGCUGAAGGAGCUGUAUGGGAAAUGGGUCCAGCCGAGAGGUAAAACUGUUGACCAAAUUAACGAAAUGAUAAUUCUUGAACAGUAUUUGAGAAUGUUGUCACCAGAACUCCAGGUAUGGAUCAAAGAACAUGAUCCGGAGUCGGCAGACGAGGCUGCCACAUUGGCUAAUGUGUUUGUGGCUGCAAGAGGGAAGCAUCAGCCAUGGGCGCAUAAAAGCGGGAGUAAGGGGGACUUUGGUCAGCCCCCCCCGGCACCAAGUGUUGGUAAGCCCUUUGAAAGGGGGAACUUUACGUCAGCACCUUCUUCAAACUUCCAUGGGAAAAAGCCAAUCUGUUAUUUAUGUGGACAGGAGGGUCACACUAAACCCAGGUGCCCUCAGAAUACUGUCAAAUUGUCUCAGAUGGGAUUUGUGCCCAGGGAAGAGACUCAACAGGUUGGGGCAAAGCAUAAUUUACAGGAGAGGUUCGUGGAGCUAAAUGGUCGGACACUUAAAGCAUUGAUUGAUACAGGAAGUACACAAACAUUAGUUCGGCGUAAAUAUGUUCCACCGUAUUCUAUCUGCACCAGUGAGACUGUUCCUAUCUGUUGUGUCCAUGGUGAUGAAAAGGAAUAUCCAACUACUGAUGUCUAUUUGACUGUGAAUGGUCAGACUUAUCUGCUGAAUGUUGGUGUGGCAGAUAACUUGCCUUUUCCUGUCAUUCUGGGGGGUGAUCUACCGGUGCUAAUUGACCUGUUACCGCAUCCUCAGUGUAAUGUCGUAGUGACUCGGGCCCAGUCAAAGCAAUCUGAAGAAAUUGUUUCAGACCUCAGGGCCUUGCCAUUUUAUAAUGUUGAAUUCUCCACAGAAAGGGCAAAGGAACACAAAUCCAAACGACAAAAGAGGCGAGAGAAGUUUCGUGGGACGGCGGUGACUCACACUGACACUCCAGAGCUGGAUGUACUGCAGGAUUUUAAGAUCCCGGGUAAUAUUUUGGAGCUGCAGCACCAGGAUCCAAAUCUUGCACAGUAUUUUGAAGAAGCUAAAGCUAAGGGAAAUGACUUCUGUGUUCAAAACGACAUUCUUUACAGACAAAAUGGUUCAAUUAAGCAGCUGGUGGUUCCCCGAGCAGUAAGAGGAAUUGUUCUGAGAUUGGGCCAUGCUAUACCCUGGGCUGGUCACCUGGGGAAGCACAAGACCUUAGCCCGCGUGAAGCGUUAUUUUUACUGGCCCGGCUUGCGUAAAGAUGUCGAGCAGUUCUGCCGAAGCUGUCCGGAGUGCCAAAUAACAUCAGCCAGACGUCCUCACAAAGCUCCUCUCCACCCGCUGCCAGUUGUGAGUACGCCAUUUCAGCGACUAGGUAUGGAUGUAGUGGGACCUGUGGAAAAAAGUAAAUCGGGUAACCGCUUCAUGCUUGUAAUAACGGACUAUGCCACAAAGUAUCCAGAGGUCUUCCCUCUAAAAACUAUUAAGGCCAAGACUGUCGCCUUCUGCUUAUUGCAGUUAUUUUCGAGAGUUGGGUUUCCUCAAGAGAUACUCACUGACCAGGGCACAAAUUUUAUGUCCAAACUACUUAAAGAUGUGUACCAGCUAUUGGGAAUAAAGGGCCUGAGAACAACGCCAUACCAUCCACAGACUGAUGGACUCACCGAAAGAUUUAAUCAAACCCUUAAACAGAUGCUACGUAAAUUUGUGAACGAGACUGGCUCCGACUGGGACCAGUGGCUCCCUUACAUUCUGUUUGCCUACAGGGAAGUUCCCCAAGCUUCCACUGGGUUUUCUCCCUUCGAGUUAUUAUAUGGCCGUGAUAUGAGAGAGCAAUUGGAGAAGAUGACGACUCUGGCUCGAGAACACAUGAAAACCUCCCAGAAGCAACAAAAGACCUGGUAUGAUGCAGCAGCCAGGGAGAGGGGCUUUGAUCCUGGUCAGAAAGUGCUAGUGAUGCUGCCCUCAGAAGACAGUAAAUUGCUGGCCAAGUGGCAGGGCCCCUAUGAGGUGAAAGAAAAAUUGGGCCCCACAACAUACAAAGUGGCACUUCCAGGACGAGGCCGUGCUGUCAGAGUCCUCCAUGUAAACCUGUUGAAGGAGUGGGUCUCGAAGGAGGAGAGACCAGUUUCCCUCUACAUAAGGAGCACCGAGGAUGAGGAGCGGGAGGAGCAAUACUUGCCUGUCCCAUUAGCCUCCGAGCCCGUUUUGGACCAUUUGCCAGUCAAGCAGCGGCUGGAGGUGGGCAAGAUCUGUUCGUCUGAGGUGUUCAAGGAGACCCCAGGUUACACCACUGUGGUAAUGCAUGAUGUGGCUUUAAAGAACAAUGCGGUCCCCAAGCGGAUGAGCUAUCGUAUACCGCAGAAACUUUUGGACCCCCUUAAAAGGGAAGUUGAUCUGAUGCUGUCACUGGGUAUUAUAGAAGCCUCGUACAGUGAGUGGUGCAAUCCAAUUGUACUUGUGCCUAAAAAGGAUGGAACAAUUAGGUUUUGCAUAGAUUUCCGCUAUCUCAACUCGGUUUCAAAGUUUGACUCAUACCCUACUCCUCGAAUUGAUGAACUGAUUGAGAGACUGGGCACUGCUAAAUAUCUUACCACCAUUGACCUUUGCAAGGGCUAUUGGCAGGUUCCAUUGUCCUCCAGGUCUCGAGAGCUGACGGCGUUCCGUACACCCUGGGGUCUCUACCACUUCAGAGUGAUGCCAUUUGGACUUCACGGUGCGCCUGCUACAUUUCAGCGUCUUAUGGAUAAGGUACUGUGUGGCCUUUCACAAUUUGCCGCGGCGUAUCUGGAUGACAUCAUUAUAUAUAGUAACAGCUGGGAUGAACAUUUGCAACACCUAAAAGUCGUCUUGAGGUGUCUCCAGAACGCAGGACUGACUGUGAAUCCAGCCAAGUGUGCCUUUGCCAAGAGGGAGACAGAAUACCUUGGCUUUGUCAUUGGAGGGGGUCUUGUGAAGCCACAAAUUGGAAAAGUGGAGGCUAUCCGGUGCUGCCCUCUGCCCAGGACCCAAAAACAACUGAAAUCCUUCUUGGGCAUGUCAGGUUGGUACCACAGAUUCAUCCCUAACUACUCUGCCAGGGCCUCUCUGCUUACAGACAUGACCAGCCUUCGGGGAUCGAGUGUACUGAGGUGGUCUGAGGAGGCCGUGAAGGCAUUCAGAGACAUUCAGCAGGCCUUGUGCCAGGAUCCGGUGCUUCACUGCCCUGACUUCGAGCAGGAGUUUGUCCUACAGACGGAUGCGUGUGAUAGAGGUCUGGGGGCAGUUUUGCUUCAGGGGCCACCGAAUGACCGCCAUCCAAUUGCCUUCAUCAGCCGGAAACUCUUCCCGAGAGAAACCCGCUAUUCCACUAUCGAAAAGGAAUGCCUGGCGAUCAAGUGGGCCUUGGAUGCACUCCGUUACUAUCUGCUGGGGAGGCACUUCGUGCUGGAGACAGACCACCGAGCACUCAGAUGGCUGGAGAGGAUGAGGGACACCAACAAUCGCAUAACCCGCUGGUAUCUGGCCAUGCAGCCCUACAAGUUCGAGGUGCAGUACAUUCCAGGCAAGCAGAACAGUACUGCUGACUAUCUCUCCCGCGGUGCAAGCGAACUUUCUGAGGAGGGGGAGUGUGUGGUGGCUACCACCUCCAUUUAG